Molecule: messenger RNA, 5035 nt
Organism: Amphiprion ocellaris (clown anemonefish)
Lineage: Eukaryota; Metazoa; Chordata; Actinopteri; Pomacentridae
Gene: pgm2l1
Product: phosphoglucomutase 2-like 1
Exons: 14
Coding region: 245-2116 (623 amino acids)
Biological process (GO): carbohydrate metabolic process
Molecular function (GO): intramolecular phosphotransferase activity; glucose-1,6-bisphosphate synthase activity; magnesium ion binding
Source: RefSeq, a predicted model, not a curated record
CUUCACGGACCUUGACGCGGUGUGAACUUUCAGGUUUCUGUUCCCUCAAACUUCCCUCGAGCGUUCAGGAGGAAUAUUACCGGCUAACGGGCAGUUAACGGGCUGCUGUCGGCCUCCGGUGGUCACUCGGUGUAAGCUCUCUGAGGCCGCGCUGCGUGGAGCGAAAGGCGGACAUCCAGGCGGAGUUUACCCGCAGCGGCAGCCGUGCGAUGGCCCUGCUGCUGCCGGCCUGAGGUCCGUCAGCAUGGAGGACAACGACCGGGUCAACGGGGACCUGAACGCCAACAUGAGGUGCCAGAGCACCGGCGACCCACAGCUGGACAAGGCGGUGCACCAGUGGCUAACCUGGGACCGAAACCGCUGGACUCGGGCUCAGCUGGACUCUCUGAUUGCUGCAGGUCACCUGGAUGAGCUCAGGUCCAGACUCUGCAGCAGGAUGAGCUUCGGUACCGCCGGACUCAGAGCGCCGAUGGGAGCCGGAUUCAACCGGAUCAAUGACCUCACCGUCAUCCAGUCCACACAGGGUUUAUAUUCUCACCUGUGCAGGUAUUUUCCAGACUUGAGCAGCAGAGGUCUGGUUGUUGGUUUCGACACCAGAGGACAGGAGGAGAGCGGCUGCAGCAGUGAGCGUUUGGCGAAGCUAACGGCGGCUGUGAUGCUCAGCAGAGAAGUUUCCGUUCAUCUUUUCUCCUCGUUCGUCCCGACGCCGUACGUGCCUUACGCUGUGAAGAAACUGGGAGCAGCAGCCGGAGUGAUGAUCACUGCUUCACAUAAUCCUAAAGAAGACAACGGAUACAAGGUGUACUGGUCUAAUGGCGCUCAGAUCGCCUCGCCUCAUGACAAGGAGAUCCUUCGCAGCAUUGAGGAGGAGCUGGAGCCCUGGAGCGCCUCCUGCUGGGACGAGGAUCUGGUGGACCACAGCUCCCUGAGGACCGACCCCCUGACCCAGAUCAACAGCUGCUACAUGGACGAACUCGCCUCCCUCUGCUUCCACAGGGAACUGAACAGCAGUUGUCCGCUGAAGUUUGUCCACUCGUCCUUCCAUGGCGUCGGACACGUCUUCAUCCAGCAGGCCUUCCAGGUAUUCGGCUUCGCUCCUCCCAUCCCUGUUCCCGAGCAGAAAGACCCUGACCCCAACUUCUCCUCCGUACGCUGCCCAAACCCAGAGGAGGGAGAGUCCGUCCUGAAGCUUUCUCUUCUUCUGGCAGAGAAGGAGAAUGCUCGGAUCGUUCUGGCAACGGAUCCUGAUGCCGACCGUCUGGCCGUGGCAGAGAAUUCUGACGGGUGUGGUUGGAAGGUGUUCACAGGAAACGAGCUGGCAGCACUGCUAGGUUGGUGGAUGUUCUUUAACUGGAAGGAGAGUCAUCCCGAUCCGGCAGACACUCAAAACGUUCACAUGUUGGCGACCACCGUCUCCUCCAAGAUCCUUCAGGCCUUCGCUCGUAUCGAGGGCUUCCACUUCGAGGAAACCCUUCCUGGGUUUAAAUGGAUCGGGAACAAAAUCCACGAACUCUCCAAAACAGGACAGAGAGUCAUAUUUGCAUUUGAGGAGUCAAUUGGUUUCCUUUGUGGCAGCAUGGUUCCAGAGAAAGACGGCGUGAGCUCAGCGGUGGUCGUGGCUGAAAUGGCUGCUUACCUCCACAACAAGAACCUGAUGCUGAACCAACAGCUGGACAACAUCUACCAGACGUACGGCUACCACGUCUCUAAAACCUCCUACGUCAUCUGUAACGACCCUCCAACCAUCCAGAAAAUCUUCAGUCGCAUCAGAAACUUUGACGGCGACGGUUCCUACCCGAAGACGUGCGGCGGCAUCCAGAUCGUCCACGUUAGAGACGUUACUACGGGAUACGACAGCAGCCGACCCGACCUCAGAUCUGUUCUUCCCGUGUCGAGGAGCAGUCAGAUGAUCACCUUCACUCUGCAGAACGGCGUCGUGGCGACACUGAGGACGAGCGGCACCGAACCAAAGAUUAAAUACUACACCGAGUUCUGCGCCGCGCCGGGGAAAAGUGAGGUCUGUCGGCUGGAGGAGGAGCUUCAGAAGGUCACGGCUGCUCUGUUGGACAAGUUCCUGGAACCCGAGAAGAACAACCUGAUUCGCCGCCUCGUCUAAGCCCCGCCUCCUUGUACCUGCUUCCUGUCAGUGACAUCACAUCCUGUCGUGUCUGUAGACGAAUUAGAGCAACUGUUUCACUCCGCGGAGUCAGACUGAAGAAUUGGUCCAUUUAAAGAUAAUCAGUAGAUCAGUGGUUAGUUUCAGUCUGAGCUACCUGAAUAUUCGCCACCGUGCAGCAGAGCAUGCUGGGAAAACUGUGACGUCCAACCAGAGAGUGAAUCCUCAGUUUCAGGGAACGUUCAAGAAGAAAUAAACUGAAUGAAUGGCUGAAAUUACAAAGACUUUAGGUAAAGUAGUUUAUAUGGAAGUCCACCAACGACAAAAAAAAACAGGCAUAAAACAAAGUGUUUCUGUACGGCAGCCUGUUGGUGCCAAGAUAACACCCAAAAAAAAAGAAAGAAAAAAGCUUUUAAUUUUCCUUUUAGAACUGCAAAUCAAAUUAUUCUAUUUCCUUUCUUUAUCGUAUGUUUUUUUAAAAAGAAACCACAAACAAAUAGCAGCAACAGUCAGCUAAUUAUCGAUUAGCUGGUUGACAGAAAAAUUAAUCUGCAACCGUUUUAAUAAUUUAAUUAUUUUUAAAGAAUAACAUGCAGGUUUGAGGUGGUUUCUUUUGUUGCAAACUGCUGUAAAUUUAAUCGACAGCACCUCAGAUUUGAUGUUGUGACGACUUUUUCUGAUGCUAAGUUCCCAAAUAAUAACAAAACUAAGGAUAACCGAUAUUAAAAUUAAUAAUUAGUUGCAGCACUAAAGAAAGAAACAAAAGAAGUAUCAGAAAUAAGAAGAAAUUAUUCUGUUUCUACAGACUUUUACCACAAAAUCGAAAACAAAACAUCAAAACAGGUAGUGAAGAAAAACAUUUUGCUGCAACGACGUCGAUUGUUUUGCGACAACACAGUAAAUAAUUUGGUUUGAAGUUGCAGAAAUAAACUAAAAAAGGAUCUUAUUAGAAUCAGAGGCUGUGUCUCCAGACUAACGCUAAAUAAAGGUUUAAAAAAAGAAAUUCUGGACCGUGUUAAAGUGAACGUUGGCUCGUAAAAAGCUUUUUCAGUUCCUCAGGAAUCCUCAGAAGCAAAAGAAGAAGUUGAUUUAAAAUAUUCACGUUUUUUUCUUUCAUUAAACACUAAAGAAUUAAACAAGGGAAGACGCAUCAGUGAAACGCGUUUUAUCCGGUUUGAAAUCACUAAAACGUUAAGCGUUCUGUUUUCACGUUAAACCGAGAAUUAAGGGGAUUGUCUGAACGGAGCUCUCUGAUUGGAUGAUUCUUACAGCAGUGCACUCUGGGACUUGUAGUUCUCCUGAAGGUAUUAAUAGACUGGUUAAACAGUUUGUGUUGAUCUUCUCAGGUUUGAAUAUUUUCUGGUUAAAUACGUAAAAAUGAUCAAAUUAGAGCUGAAAACACAAAAUAAAUAAUGAUAAAUAUUGGUUUCAAGUUUUUUUUUCCAAGCAAGAAUCAUGAAUAAUUUGUUUAUCGCUUCUGAUAUGAUGGUGAAGCGAAUCUCUGUGGAUUUUGGUCAUUUUUUUGACCAAAUAUUUGAUUAAUUCGAACCAGAAUAGAUUAAUUGGUAAACAAAAACAGCCCUGAGUUGCAGCUAGAAGUCGUAUAAUCUUGUCCUCACUUGCUGUUUCAAUAAUUGGAACAAAAAUCUGCUUUUGCAGUUCUCAAAUGUGAGUUUUCUUUUGUUCCAUUAAUCUAAAUUUAACAUUUUAGGUUUUUGAGUGCUGUUUGGACUAAUUGAAAACACCUUCUGACGUUUAUGGACCAGAUAAUCAUUGAGAAAUCUUUUUCAGAGAUUUGCUUUAAUGCAGAAAUGCUAAAUUUCUUUUUACAGCUUUUUAUGCAACAUGUUGAGUUUUUUUGGCCCUUUGCCAUAGAAAAAUGUUUUUUUGUGGACAAACAGUUGUCAAAAUAAAAAACAACAGGUUAACUUUCAAGUUUACGAGUUAGUUGCUGCUAUAAAUCGCUUCUUUCAGGCCUCAGUUGUUUACAGAUUUAACCGUCUGAACCACAAACCCGCUGGCGGGUUUGAAAGACAACUUAUCUUUAAAAAAAAAAAAAAAUCAGUAAAAUUACACGAUUUAACAAAGAGUUGUUAUUUUUGAUGGUCCCUGAACUAUAUAUUUGAGACGUGUCAUUUUGUUGGAGGAAAUGGUCCAAAUCUAAGCUUUAAAAUGCAACAUUUCAUCAAGUUCUCGUUUAAAAAUUAAUCAAAAGUAGACCGUUUAUUUAGAUCAGAUUCUAUAAAAUACAAAUAAUUCUGCAGUCCUCAGAGAAAUGGUGAAGCUAUCAGUGACUCAGCUGUGACCGACAGUCAUGUGACAAAAAUUCAGGGAUGUUUCAACUGAACUGCAGGCUGUGUAGUUUUCAUGAAUAUCUAUCGUAUGUAGAAGCACCAACACCGGUGGGCUAAAUAUUAUAGAUGAAUGUUCUUCCUGUUGACUCUAGUUUUGUUUCAGUUUCUGUAAAAUAGAUAUUCAAAUAAAUGCCUGAUGUUUCCAUGGAGGUGCAGGAAAAUGUCCCAGACUUGCUGGGAGUCAAUCAGAUUCUGUCACUUUUGUCAUUGCUGGACUUCCGUACAUGGAGGAAAACAUCCCUUUAACCAAACAGACCGUUUUCUUUCUUUGUGUUUUGAUGUUCAGCCGAAUGUUGCGUGAAAGUUAUUUAUUUUUCUACUCGGAGAGCUGAGAGAAGUUUGUGGAGGAGGAGCUGCUGUUUCUGGUGUCUCAUGUUGUUGUUGUUAAAGACUCACCCGACUCCAUGCGUUUCCUUGAAGAAGCAGGUUUUUUUGCCUUCGGUUUGGUUUUGUAAGCAGACGACAUAGUGAGACCUCCAUUUGUGAAGCUUCAGUGUUAAAAAUACAAACUGCUGUUGAUGUGGUUCUUCAAAGAUCUGAAAUAAAACAGAAGAAAACUUGAGAA